AUGAAACAUUGGAAAAGGACAGGGAAGAUGGCCACCAUGGGGCCAUCGCAUCAACCCCCGGACCUGGUCCCGUUGCUGAUGAGCAUAGUGGCCGUGUUGAUCUCACAACACAUCUUUAACACAGCCGCCCAGAUCCCUGACCCAGAGCUCUUGCCAACAGACCCUCCGAAAAAACCAGACCCGGUCACCUCAGAAACGGUGAUCUUUUGGGGUCUACGCUUAUGGCAGAUUGUGGGCAUUUUCUCCAUGUUCAUCUUAGCAAUUAUUAUAACAUUGUGCUGCAUCUUCAAUUGCCGAAUUCCCCGGACGAAAAAAGAGAUUGGUGCUCGGAAUGUACAAAGACUGGCAGCCAAAACGUACGCCAACACCCUGGAGACGGUGCCCCCUCUCAAUGAGCUCACAGAUGUACCGCCAGUGGCAAAGCCAGCAGAGAAGGAGGAGGUGCCGACCGUCGCGGGUAAGGUUGAUAAAGAAAAGAAAGGCAAAAAGGAAAAAGACGGCAAAAAAGACCACGAAAGCAAGGGUGCGAAAGAGGGGAAAGAAGGGAAGGGAGAAGACAAGGGUGAAUCCACAAAGAACAAGGGAGAGAAAGGAGAAAAGGGAGAGAAAGGGGGAAAAGGAGCAUCAAAGAAAGAGGCAUCAGAUGGAGGGAAAGGUAAAAAAGGAGGGGGGGAGAAAGCAGAUGAUAAAGGAAGUAAAGGAGGUGGAGCCAAGGGCAGUGCCAAGAAGCCAGCAAAAAAGUGA
Molecule: messenger RNA, 744 nt
Organism: Xyrauchen texanus (razorback sucker)
Lineage: Eukaryota; Metazoa; Chordata; Actinopteri; Cypriniformes; Catostomidae
Product: transmembrane inner ear expressed protein-like
Exons: 4
Coding region: 1-744 (247 amino acids)
Source: RefSeq, a predicted model, not a curated record